AUGUUGCAAGGAUUAAGGAGAAAAAUUGGGGGCUCGAUUACACCCGUGAGUGAACAUGUGGACGAGAUAGAAGGACAGAAACUUCAAGAGGACGCGACACGUUUGGAAGCGGCAGUAUGGCAAUUUAAUCGACAGGAUCGGGCCCUGCGACGACUCGAGAUGAAAAUGCGACAGAUGCUGGAUCAGAUUCAGGUUGCAGUGACCUCCAUGACUACAGUGGUAGAUAUUUUCAUGGCAAUUUGCAGCAAUGACGAUGAGAGAGAUUAUAAAGCUGCAAUGAAACAGAUUGAACAGGAAGAUAUUGAACGAAUGGAGCAAUCGAUUCGGUUUACAAUCUUAGAUCCAUUACAAGCAAGAUUGGAACGAUACGAUGAAUUGAAACAGGAAAUUCACACGUGGGAAAAACUACAAGCGGAAUCCAAAAUGCUUCGUGCUGUGACGCUAAAAAUACAUUCAUCUCGACUUGAAAAGGAUGCAAAUGGACCAUAUAUUGAAAUUGAUCUCUAUCGAGUAGCAACGUUAUUACAGGAAACAGAGACAUUGUUACUACCACGAUUAGAGGACGUUGUUCAAUCAGGGGCAAUUACUGCAGCAGCUUUAUUCAAGACAACGCGCCUUCAAACGGCAAUUUUCUUUCAGAAUGCCAACCAAUCCAUUCAGUCGAGUCUUUCACGCUCAGAACAGGAAAUUGUUGUGGAAGCUCACCAAGCUUUUCAAUUUGCUGCAGCUAUGCGGUACAACCCGCCUUGUAUCUCGUUAUCGUCAAAGCUGAGCAAACAAUUAAGCUCGGUAUCCGAUGGAUGGUCUGAAUUGGAUGGAUCGAGCUCGUCUACGGAACUUGACGGAGUUGAAGCAAUUUCCGGAAGUGAUGAGGAUGAUGAAACUCAGGCGUUAUCAAUCACCAGCGACGACUUUGAGGCUGGAAGGGUACUUCGAGCAAGCAAAUCGACCAAACUUGGUGCUGAACAACAACUAGUACGCAAACUCAUUGACUCAUCGGAGCGUGUGGCUCUGGGUGCGUAUCAGAUGGUAACACGUGACGGCGAAAAUAACAAAAGGAUGCGAGGAAAGAAUGCCGAUAGUGGGCAAGCUAGUAGGCUACAAUGCUCAACGUCCCCGUGGCCGCGAACUGCGAGCGUUAAGCCACGUACACCUCAAAGGACAAGUAUGCUUUCGUCAAUCCGCAAAACGAUAUGGGGCAAGCUUAAUCACGCGAGUGGAGAGGCAAGAAUGUUUUGGCAGAUCCCUGCGUCUGUUCCUGAUACAUCUACGGGUGCCGACCAGAGCGCAGUUGAUUCACCGAAAAAACGUAACGAACAGCUUCAUAUCAUUCCGCAAUCCCCUAAACAUUGGCUUGCUAUCGAAAAUUGCUUGUGGGAACUAGACGUGAGAGAGGCUAGGUCACCCGUAAACGUGCUCUUGCAGACCGAUUUGAUCAGCUCUGAUGCUGAUGACAUUCUGUCUAGAUUACUUCAAGAGGACGAUUCUCUGUACUCGGAAUGCCUCUCAUAUCUCUUUGCCGAAGAUCUUGCACGUCUUUCCAAGGUCAAUUUUCGGCUCCAUUCUUGCUUGAUUGAUAGCGCUCCAAUUUGGAAAAAGUGCAUUAGGUCUGGUGGUCUUUCCCCAAAUGUUCGGAGCUCCCUAUGGCUUUCCCUAUUUUACGAGUCUACACCCUGGCAGUAUACUGCAAGCACUUCGCACUACCUGUCUGCUGACAGACGUCGCAGCAUGUAUGAUCAGCUUUUAUUGAAAGUAGGAACGAAACUGGCUGCUGGAUGUAUUGCAGAGGAAUCGCCAUUGGUUGAUGACGAUGCGCAGCUUGCAAUUUGGUUCCGAGAAAUUGAUGUUGACGUCGUUCGGACAUGCCACCGGAGUAUGUAUGCAAAAGUGAAGCCGCGCACAUUCUUACCAAUACCGACUGCAGCUGUUGACAAGUUGAAUGACGACUCGGUCGAGUCUUUUUUGCAAGAGAUGGUGAAAAGUAUCGGCCGAACGGAGAUGGACGAUACUUUUGCAAGCCGUAAUUCGCAUACAAGCGCUUGCACGAAUGUUUCCAGUACGGACGUACGAAACUUGGAUCUGGAAGCAAAAAUGCGUCGUGUACUUCGUGCGUACGUCAUGUAUAAUCCACGCGUGGGUUACUGUCAAGGUAUGGGCUUUUUAGUCCGGUUUUUGGCUGAAGUCGCCCAGGACGAAGCCGAUAUUUUCUGGUUGUUUGUAGGAUUCUCGGAACCGAAGAAUGAUCAGAAUCUGUAUGAACCUGGAAUGGCAGUGCUACAACCGUAUUUGGCGAAAUUUGAGCUGCAAUUGUCGACCCACAUGCCUACGCUCUACACUCACUUUCAAGCUGAGGGUGUCGACGUUGGGACUUUUUGCACGCGCUGGUUUUUGACAUUCUUCUCGUCCUUUGAGACGUUAGCACCAGCUCUUGUGACGCGUCUGCUUGAUAUUUUUAUCAUUGACGGAUGGCGUAUCAUGUUCAGUUUUUCCCUGGUGAUCUUGGAUGAACUCCAGCAACAGCUAUUAACGUGUGACAUGGAAGGUAUUUUGCGUAUUCUUCAAUCUCCACGCAGUUAUAUGCCCGAACCUGAUCAUUCUCGCGAGCGACAACUUGUUCGACAUGCACUGGCAUUCAGUAUAACUCGAGCAAUGAUUUCGACCUGA
Peronospora belbahrii is the source of this 2664-nucleotide messenger RNA. NCBI's taxonomy places the organism in Eukaryota, Oomycota, Peronosporomycetes, Peronosporales, Peronosporaceae. The record is from the annotation of a GenBank genome assembly.